AUGAGCCAGCCGUCGUCUGUCUCUGUAGAGACAGGACCGCCAGUACCUCCGCCUAAGGAUAGUGUCGAGGGGGUGAAAAAGACCACAUGGUACCUUCGCUUUGACCAAGUCCAAAUUGUGCGUUCUUCUCACCGCCUUGGUGUCUGCUUUGAUUGCUCGACCAAUAUCCCUAGCUUUCAUCGAGCUACAUACCAUAAAGUCGAGCGAUCAUACGAGGAGCUAGCAUAUUUUGCCAUGGCGUUGUCUAUGACGGGUCCAUCGGUGAUUGUGCCGCCCCUGCCUUUGCCUACGCCGCUGAUGUUGCAUAUGCCCAAUGUCGAGAGUGAUCGAGACGAUGUCUACGAGCUGGAUGAGCUUCGUAUACUUGUAUCGGACUGGUUUGACCGCAUGUCUGAUGAGAUCCCAUUAAAAAUGCAUCGUGAGAUGCUACGGUUUAUUGAGGCUGAUUACAGCUAUGAGCCUCUACCUCUCCAAGAUACCUCGCCCAGUGGCCUAGUACGUCAGGCAGCGAAAUCGAGCGCGUACAUCAAGUCACUAGGCCAUGUAUGGGAUGGUUCUCUUUUUUCGGACAAAGAAGAAGAUAACAGCUCCUCAUCCGGUAUGCUUUCCUUUUUUGGGCGCAAAGCUACGACCAAGGAAACGCCGGCCGCCCUGGUGCCGCCUCUCUUGGCCAGUGCCUCCUCGAUCAGUGUGCAUGACCCUGACGAGGUGCUGAGUGCAGCACGGGGUGAGAUUACCAAGCUGGAAAAGCAACUGAGCGCGGCUGUCAGUGCUUGUGCCCACGUUACCAAAGCACAGCAAGGCGUGCAAACGGCCAUGAAGGACCUUGCUGAGAAGCUGCCUGGCUUCGCGACCAUGGAAGAAGCACGUGUCAUAUCUAGUCGUGGGCAAUUGCCUCGCACAUUACGUGGUGCAGAGGCGCUGCUAUCCAGUUUGGCGCAGUUGUCUGAGCAGAUGGCCUAUGCGGAUCAAAUUACGUUGGGUGAUGCAAUGGAGUACCAAGAACUGAAUCUCAGUGUUGUGCGGCAGACUUUGCAAGCACGCACGGCCAUUGUGGUGGAGCAUGCCUUGGCCCAGCGGGUGAUUGCAAGCAAGCGGCAAGACGCCGAUCAACUUCGGUUAGCCAAGUCUAUUCGCACAGACCGAGUGGAUACAGCCAUUGAGGAGGUUCGUGAGGCACAGCAUCAUGCUGGUCUCCUGGAGCAGCACUUGAAGCAAGUGACGUCAUCGCUUCGCGAUAGUUUACAGCGGCACAGUGUACACACACACCAUGAUCUGCAGCGUAUGAUGGAGGAGCAUGCACGAGUAAGCCAGGCCCUGGACAAGCGCAUCGCGCGAAUUCUAGAUCUAUUUGAUAUGGAGGAAAGUGCUACGGCUGCAGAGGUGCAACGUGUCGCUAUGGAGGCUGCGAAGACGCGUCGUACGAUAACGCCUGCGCAGAUCGCCGCUGCACGUAUUGCAGGGCGGCCUGUGGAAGAACAGCCGUCUAUGGAAGCGCCUGACUCUUCUACGGAUGACGAGGCAGCAGCCACGACGCCAACAACGGCGGCGGCGGAUCUGCCUUCCGAAGAAGUGACGACCACGGAUCCCGACGCCAUCACCGCAGCCGACACGGCGGCCGGCAUGCCGCCGCCUAUCGAUGCCGUGCCUGAGCCAGUACCUGAGCCCAGCUUUGCCUCGCAAUUGUUCAAUCGUAGUUCGACUGGGGGGCGCUGGGGACGCCUUUCUGCAUCCGACGCCGCCAAGUCGUUGGCUGGAACAUUUUAG
Messenger RNA from Malassezia pachydermatis, 1767 nucleotides. RefSeq lists its product as hypothetical. Gene Ontology annotation, biological process: retrograde transport, endosome to Golgi; intracellular protein transport. The transcript has a single exon. Gene Ontology annotation, molecular function: phosphatidylinositol-3-phosphate binding. Gene Ontology annotation, cellular component: endosome; retromer, tubulation complex. Lineage: Eukaryota; Fungi; Basidiomycota; Malasseziomycetes; Malasseziales; Malasseziaceae. The record is from RefSeq and is a predicted model, not a curated record. Bases 1 to 1767 code for a protein of 588 amino acids.